This is a messenger RNA of Cyprinus carpio (common carp), 1498 nucleotides long. RefSeq lists its product as uncharacterized. NCBI's taxonomy places the organism in Eukaryota, Metazoa, Chordata, Actinopteri, Cypriniformes, Cyprinidae. The record is from RefSeq and is a predicted model, not a curated record.
GAUAGUGUUUAUAUCGAUACAGAGAAUUCAGUCUACUUUUUUUUCACAAGCGAUCUAAUAUUAUUGAAAGUCAUGUUGUGAUGCUUUAUCUAACGCCAAUGCACUUUUUUGUGACUAAAGCACAUCCACACAUGAGGAACAUAAACGUGUCCAAACACUGAAAAACUGGUGAAGCAGCUGAGAUCCACGUAACGUGAAAGAUGGCGUUUAUUAAAGAGGAGAGUGAAGACAUGAAGAUUGAAGAAGUAUUCGGCGUGAAACAAGAAGAUGCUGAGGACCAAACAAAGAUGGCAUUUAUUAAAGAGGAGAGUGAAGACCUGAGGAUUGAAGAAACAUUCAGAGUCAAACAUGAAGAUACUGAGGAACAAAUAAAGAUGGAGUUUAUUAAAGGGGAGAAAGAAGACAUGAUGAUAGAAGAAACAUUCAGAGUCAAACAUGAAGAUACUGAGGAACAAACAGACCUAAUGGCACUGAAAGAGGAGAAUGAAGAACUCAAUGAAACUGAAAAAGAGCAAUAUGAGAAUCUUCAAAAGACAGAAACUAGAAGUUUCCCUCAACAGGGAACCCCUAAAAAUCAGACUGGGGAGAGUUUCUCUCCUAAAGUAAGUCUUGAGGGGCACAUAAAGAUUCACACUGGAGAAAAGCCUUUCAUAUGCCUUCAGUGUGGAAAAUGUUUCACUCUAAAAGAAAACUUCAACAGGCAUGUGAGAUCUCACACUGAAGAGAAGCCGUACGCAUGUCAACAGUGUGGUGUGAGUUUUGCUCAACACGGACACCUUGAAAUCCACAUGAAGUUUCAUACUGGCGAGAGCCCUUUUACUUGCCAACAUUGUGGAAAAUGUUUCGCUUGUAAAUCCAUUCUUGAGAGUCACUUAAGAAUUCACACUGGAGAAAAGCGUUUUGCAUGCCCUCAGUGUGGAAAAUGUUUCAGUCAACGAGGAAACCUUAAAGCCCACAUUCGAAUACACACUAGAAAGAGCGCCUUCAUCUGCCAACAGUGUGGAAAGAGUUUCACUCAUAUAGGAAGUCUUAACGGCCACAUGAGAACUCACACUGGAGAAAAACCUUUCACGUGCCAACAGUGUGGAGACAGUUUUGCCCACAAUGGAAACCUUAAACUCCACAUGAGAAUCCACACUGGAGAAAAGCCUUAUAGUGUGUAAUAAGUUCAACUCAAAUCCUUAACAGGCACAUGGGAAUUCACACUGGAGAGAGCUCAGUUACCUGCGUACAGUGUAGAAAUGUUUCAGCACUUCUACAUUUAAAACUCCAGCAUACAAAAUGUCAGAAUGUUAUUGACCUGAACUGAUUUGAACUAAAUAAUGACAAUGCUGGAUUUUUGGAGUGGCUUUACAACAUAAUCUAAAUGGUCUUCCUAGAGUUUCCAUUAUCAAUUCAGUUAUUUUAUUGUUUAUCUCUGUGAAGCUGCUUUGAUGCAAUCCAUAUUGUGUAAAGUUCUAUAGAAUAAAGGUGGCUUGACAUCAGAGUUGUCACUGUA